Esox lucius (northern pike) is the source of this 5759-nucleotide messenger RNA. It is a transcript of the gene myt1b, whose product is annotated as myelin transcription factor 1b. NCBI's taxonomy places the organism in Eukaryota, Metazoa, Chordata, Actinopteri, Esociformes, Esocidae. The transcript has 22 exons. Gene Ontology annotation, cellular component: nucleus. The record is from RefSeq and is a predicted model, not a curated record. The coding region runs from base 551 to 4297 and encodes 1248 amino acids. Gene Ontology annotation, molecular function: RNA polymerase II cis-regulatory region sequence-specific DNA binding; zinc ion binding; DNA-binding transcription factor activity, RNA polymerase II-specific. Gene Ontology annotation, biological process: regulation of transcription by RNA polymerase II.
GCAGGCUCUGCUCUUAAAUAGAACGCCAAGUUUAUUUACUGCAAAUCAAACCGUGAAUCAUUUCAAACAUGUUUUCCUGUUCUGGAUGGGAACCAGCGCAUUGAUCUCCUGGACUGAAAGACUUGGAAGACAUCAGUCGAGUAAGAGAGAUAUAGAGAGAGAUAUAUAGAGAGAGAGAGAGAAUAGCAGGAAGUGGAGAGAUGUCUGAUGAAUCCCUAACUGUGUGCCGCUGAGAAACAUUGAAUACAUACACACAUGUUGCCUCAACCAGAUACAUCACAUUGUUGGGCUUAGUUCCAUUGUCUCUUUUCUGUCAGUCGGUAAAGUGAACCAACCCAUACUGUGCUGAGAAUUGGAAGGGUUCUUUCCUGUCUGGACUCCAGCCGUGGUAGCUGGUGGUGGUCGGGCCUCCGGUUCCUCCUCUGUAGUGUGAAUUAUUUAAGUGGGUGCGUGGUGGGACCGGCCGCGUAACGCUGCUCCAACAGGAUCGGAGCGUGGACUGCCUGGUGAGGGAAACGGGCCUCUCCUAAUUGGCAGUUGCUGUCCGCAGAUGAGUGUGGAGAGCGAUGACAACAGAGGCACACGCACACGGUCUAAAGGAAUCAGAGUUCCCUCCGAACUCACGGGACAAGAGCUGAGCUGCCCCACUCCUGGAUGCAAAGGCUCUGGUCAUAUCAGUGGGAGAUAUUCACGCCACAGAAGUGUGCUUGGCUGCCCGUUGGCCCGGAAGAGGCGCCUGGCGGACGCCGAGGCUGAGCAGGAACAGCCGUCCUACAAGAGGAAGUCCCACCCCCUGAAGCUGGCCCUGGACGAGGGUUUCAGCGUCGACAGUGAUGUGAGCAGCGAGGCGGAGACGGAGGGGGACUCUAAGGAGGAGGAGGAGGAGGCCGAUGGACAGCCACAGGCACAGCGGGGAGAGAAGGAGGAGGUGACGGACCAGAAGGAGAACACCAACGCGGACGAGGAGGAGGUCAUGAUCAUGGAUCCUCCCGGAGGAGCAGCCAGUCCCGCUGAGAAGGAGACCUCCUGGCCAGAACAGCAGGACUACCCAAGCUACCAUCAGAUCGUAGCCGAUUCUCUGCUUCACCUGGGCCAGGUACCCGACACCAUGGAGACCGCCUCCUCACGGCAGCGUGUUACCAUGGAGACAGAAAAGGAUGUCACAUCUGUGGAAGGAUGGUCUGUGGCAGCAGAACACUCAGCGGUGCAGGAAGAAGAGGAAGAUGUUGAGGAAGAGGAGCAGCGGGAGGCGGACAGGGGAAGAGUUGUAGUAGCCUUAGAGCCUUCUGUUGUUGCUAGGGAGGAAGAGCACUCUGAGGAGGAAGAGGAGGAGGAAGAGGAGCCGCAGCAGCCCAGGGAGGCUGGGAUGACACAGAGAGCCUUCGAUCACCCGUACUUCACGGGUGACAUCCACCAGCAGCAGGACAAAGCGGAGGAAGACGAGGACGAGGAGGAGUAUGAAGAUGAGAGACGAGAACCAGAGCACCAGCAGAGCAGACGGGAGAUCCUGGAGGAAGAGGAGGAGGAGGAGGAGGAAGAUGACAUUGAGGAGGUGGACGAGAGAGUUCCCCCUGUGGUUCUGCCCUGCUCUAACAUCAUCACCAGCACUGUCGCAGCUCAGGGACCCAGCAGGGGGCAGCACAGGGCCAGGACUAACCAAAACUACAACUCCCACCGCACCAGCCCACUGGAGAACUACAAACCCCACAGAGUCAGCCCCACACAGCACUACACCUCCCAUAAGGCCUUAGUUGCCUCUGAAAUAAUUGAGGUGCGCUCAGAGGAUUCGGGGAAGGAUUACGACGAUGAAGAUGGCGAUGACGAGGAGGAGGUGGAUGACGACAGCCUGUCCCAAAGGUCAACGGUGACUGACGAGUCGGAGAUGUACGACAUGACCCGGGGCAACCUGGGCCUGCUGGAGCAGGCCAUCGCCCUGAAGGCGGAGCAGGUGAAGGGGCCUUGCGACCUCCUCCGUCUCCCCGCCCCGGAGCUCCACCACCGCUACUUCACCAUGGAGGACCGGCCCAAACAUCUGGACGCCAUGCGGAAGAGCUACUUCAACAGCAAAGAAGGCGGCCGACCAGAGAAGAGGGAGAUCAAAUGCCCCACCCCAGGCUGUGACGGCACGGGUCACGUGACCGGACUCUACCCCCACCACCGGAGUUUGUCAGGCUGCCCGCACAAGGACAGGAUCCCCCCUGAGAUCUUGGCCAUGCACGAGAACGUGCUGAAGUGUCCUACUCCAGGCUGCACUGGACAGGGUCAUGUAAACAGCAACCGCAACACCCAUCGCAGUCUGUCGGGAUGCCCCAUUGCAGCCGCAGAAAAGCUGUCCAAGACCCAUAGCCUUGACAAGCAGCACCUGUCCCAGCCAAUGAGUGACAAGCAGCAUCUCACCCAGCCAAUGAGCGACAAGCAGCAUCUCUCCCAGCCAAUGAGCGAACACCUCAAGGGAAGUCUCACCAACAAUGACAGAGUCCUGAGACCCAUGUGUUUCGUGAAGCAGUUGGAGGUGCCUCGCCAGGGGCAGUACCGACCGACCAUGGUACCGGCCACGCCUCGCGCCAACCUGGCCAAGGAGCUGGAGAAGUACUCCAAGGUCUCCUUCGACUAUGCAAGCUUCGACUGUCAGGUGUUCGGGAAGCGCACGCUCGCCCCAAAGACGCCGGCCGGCGAAACCUCACCCAAAGCCUUCAAAUCCAAGCCCUCGUUUCCCCGCUCCCCCUCCCCCGCCCUCACCCUGCCAGGAGGCUAUGGCAGGAGCCCGUCCUCCUCUGCGGCCUACGACUACUCCCACGACGCCCAGGCCGCCCACAUGGCCGCCACUGCCAUCCUCAACCUGUCCACACGCUGCUGGGAGAGGCCUGAGAACCUGAGCACCAAGACCCCGGACCUGGCCAGCAAGAACAUGGACAUCGAGGUGGAUGAGAAUGGAACUCUGGACCUGAGCAUGAAGAAACCCAUGAAACGAGAGGGCGGCAGCCCUGGCCUGCACUCCUCUGACCCCUCGUCCUCCUCUUCCUCCCUGCACCACGGAGGCAGCAGUGGCAUGACCUCGCCCCACACAGGCCACACCUACAAACAGGAACGCUGGGAGGAGCCUCUGGACUACACCACACCCAAUCGCCAGCGCGAAGAGGAUUUGGAGGAGGGGGAUCCCCACACAGCGCGGUCCUUUGCCUCGUCGGACCCUGAGGACGGGGACAUGAUGCAGGAUCACUCCGACCUGAGGACGUACCCUGGGGAGGUCACCACCCCAAACUUCAAGGUCCAGUUCCAACAGCCCAAAGACUGCAAGAAAGAUGUGCUCCUGUGUCCCACUCCUGGUUGUGAUGGAAGUGGCCACAUCACUGGAAACUAUGCAUCCCAUCGCAGUCUUUCUGGGUGUCCCCUGGCUGAUAAGAGUCUUCGUUCCCUCAUGGCCGCCCACUCUACUGAACUGAAGUGCCCCACUCCUGGAUGUGAUGGAUCAGGCCACAACACUGGAAACUACGCCUCCCACAGAAGUUUGUCUGGGUGCCCUCGUGCCAAGAAAGGUGGAUUUAAAACAACUCCCAUCAAGGACGACAAGGAGGACUCCGAGCUCUUAAAAUGCCCUGUCCCUGGCUGCGACAGUCUGGGUCACAUCAGUGGGAAGUACGCCACCCAUCGCAGUGCCUACGGGUGCCCCCUGGCCGCACGCAGGCAGAAGGAGGGCAUGCUUAACGGCAACCUUUUCUCCUGGAAGGCCUUCAAGACCGAGAGCCCCACCUGCCCCACCCCCGGGUGUGACGGAUCGGGACACGCCAAUGGCAGCUUCCUCACGCACCGCAGUCUCUCCGGGUGUCCCAGAGCCUCCUUUGCCAAGAAGAAAGCCAAGUUCCCUGGGGACGAGUACCUAAGUACUAAGUUCAGAGCGAGCGAUGUUCUGGAUAAUGACGAGGACAUCAAACAACUCAACAAGGAGAUCAAUGAGCUCAACGAGACCAACAACGAAAUGGAGACAGACAUGGUGAACCUGCAGACACAGAUCUCCUCUAUGGAGAAGAAUCUUCAGAACAUUGAGGAGGAGAACAAGCUGAUUGAGGAGCAGAAUGAGACUCUGUUCAUGGAGCUGUCAGGGUUGAGUCAUGCCCUGAUUCGCAGCCUGGCCAACAUACGCCUUCCGCACAUGCAUGAGCCAAUCACUGAGCAGAAUUUCGAGAGUUACGUGAGCACCCUGACUAACAUGUACAACAACAAGGACUGCUUUCAAAACCCAGAGAACAAGGCGCUACUGGAGAGCAUUAACAAGGCUGUAAAAGGCAUAAAGGUCUGAAAACCAACCCCAUAGGGAAGAAGCAUCUGAAGACAUGAAGAUGGAGACGAGGGGAUGUCGUCAAGAGACUAUGGUAUAUUUAGAAAGAAUACAAAUCCAAAAGGGCAUUCAGGUUUUAUAAAUGGCAACUUAAAUUCAACCCAGGGAGCAUUCUAUAAAGAAGAAGAAACAUAAAUAGGACCAAAAUCCAAACAUGCUGCUGAUGGGAUUGGAGGAGGAAGUGGAAAAGAACCAAAUCCUUCAGUUUGAAUUGAUAAGAAAAAAAUAUGUUUUUUUUGUUGCUUUUUCUGUUGUUUUCAUGUCUGUCCUAUCCUGGAGGGAUCUCUUCGACUCUUCCGAUUCAUUUGGAAAGAAAGAAAGCUGGACGUCGUGCUAGUGAGUCUGAUAAGACAACAGCUAUGACAUGCCUCUAUAAGACAACGGAUAUGACUUGCCUAAAAAAGGUAAAGAAAACAACUAAAUAACACACAAAGACAAGAAGACAUGGCGGCUUGACGAGAUGCUCUGGGCAGGAGGGGAGGGAGAUCGUGUGAUGCCAGGCCCCGCAGCCCGUCUGCUGAAGGAUAAGCGAACAGAGAAUCAUUGAACUCUUGGGUCUUCUUGAGCAAUGGUUCGUGUUAGCGUCGUCAUCGCGGCAAGAUGUCAACGUCUCUCCUUAUCUCGUCUCAAGCCGGCGGAACAGCCCUUUAGACGAAGAUGGAGUCACAAAUCGCUGGUAUCUUUUUAUCUUCGGAAGAUCAACAGUGGAGCCUGUUAUAUUUUUGAGGAGAUGCAGCAGACGUAGCCUUUUCUCUUCGAAUGGAAUUGUGAUGGUUAUAGUGUUCCUACACGUCAAAUCCUGUCAGUCACAUCCAUAGUAUUUAUCAACAUCGAUGCAUUGCACUUCAUUUCAAUAGUUUGUGGUACAAUACUUGUGGUUAUAUGAAUUAUUUAAAUGUAUGAUUGCUCAAAUUGUAAUUUAUUGCCGUUUUAUGUUAAUCUAUUUGUAUUUAUUUCGUUGGAUCUAUUUAUUAACUUUAUUUCAUUGUUUUGUAAAACAGCAAUGCAACCCUGCUAGUCCACGAAGGCCAUAAAGAUAUCAAACAGGGGAGUCUUCUACAUCCAUAUUUUUAAAAAGCUAUAUAGUUAACUGUUCACACUUAAUUAUUUUAUAUAUCGUCUUUUUUUUUACAUUUUUAAUUGCAGAUAUUUUAUAACUGACUACGUUUUGAUAGUUUUAUAAAGGUGUUUUACUUUAUAUUAUUUCUGUUAUCUGUAAAGUAUCUUCAGAUACCCACUACUGAAAAAGAAAGUAUGUAUUUAUUAUUUAUUUAAUAUUGAAGAAAGUGACUGUGACAUGGUUGUAUAUUUAUUUUUUCAUUUAUGUUUGUGCUGUGAUGGCCGUGUCCCAGUAGUCCUACAAUCCAUUGCUAAUAUUUAAAUACAUAAAACAUGCUCCUAAAUAAAAAAUAAAAAAUAUUCA